GCGUGCGGGGGAGGCCCUGUGUGUGUGUGUGAUCUCUGAGCUCUGCAGUGAUUGGCUGGACAUUCCUGAUGACCCCGCCUACAUCUGGACCCGUGAUGGAGUGACCCUCACACACACACACACACACUCGACCCUCACACACACACACUCUCAUCGCGUCCACACACACGGAAAAGCUCUGCUCUUCCUUCCCCUCAUGCUGAACGACUCUGGAGUUUACUAUCUACACAGGCUUGAAAUGGGACGUAAGGUGUGUGAGGCUGAAAAAAACAUAAUUGUGAUGGACGUCCCCCUUGGACACGAAGAUCUCCUAUUCAGAACCCCUCCAACACAGGAUGUCAGCCCAAGCCUGGAAUGCCCUGAUGAAACCUCUGAUCUGUGUGACAGUGGCCGUGGGCACAUCAACUGGUAUAAGGAUUCCCAGCUGCUCCCAGGUGAGUCUGGGAAAAUUGUGAGGGUUCUGAAUGCGAUUGAGUCGGACGAAGGGGUUUACACCUGUGUGUGUACCUGGCAACACGGCAAACACACCUUCAACACCUCCGACUCUACCAGACUGGAGCUGGAAGAACACUCUACCCUUCUUCAACCUAAAAUCAUACAUCCUGCCAACGGAUCCACAGUCACCUGCCAACUGGGGUUUGGUGUGGAGCUGGAGUGUUCUGGCUCAUGUGGGUCCGUCACGCAGCACUGCAACGUCAGCUGGGACACACACACACACAUGCUGGUCAUCAGUGAGGUGUCUCAUGAGGAUCUGCACACACACUUCAGAUGCACAGCCUCCAACCCUGCUGAGUGGACAUCAGUGACCAUCGCUCUCAAACAAAAAGAGUCCCUCCUCUCUGUGGUCCAUGUGUGUGCGGGUGUGCUGCUUUUCCUCCUCUUGGUUGCCAUGGCAGUGAGAUGGUUUGCAAUCGAUCUCACUCUUCUCUUCCGAUCAGCUCGAAGGACUGAAGACGGUAAGGUGUAUGACGCGUACGUGGUGUAUCCGAGGGAUUGUGUGUGCGGGGACGCUAUAACGGAGUGUGUGUGUGAAGACGCUCUCUCAGUGUUCCUCAACUCCAGCUUGCCAGCGGUUCUGGAAGACCAGUGCGGCUACAAACUCUUCAUUCACGGAAGAGACGACCUACCUGGAGAAGAUCAGGCAGAGCAGGUGGAGAGGUGCAUGCGCCUCAGCCGGCGACUCCUCGUUGUCAUGACAACAGUGGCGUCAGGUGGGGCGCAGGUGGUGGCCCCGCCCCUGGAGCAGUUUGAUUGGCAGAUGGGGCUCCACCGCUCUCUGGUGCAGGAGGACAUGAGUGUCAUCAUGGUGCAGGUGGGGGAGGGGCACACACACACACCCCCUGGGCUGCAGCUGCUGCUGAAGAAGAGCGCCCCCCUCAGGUGGGAGAUGGGAGUGCGAGGAGCAAACUGCCCCACCUCACGCUUCUGGAAGAGAGUCCGCUACAUGAUGCCCCCCCCACCACCAACACCACCAUCAGACCACCAGAGUCUCCACACCAUCCAGCUCAUCUAG
Molecule: messenger RNA, 1513 nt
Organism: Alosa alosa (allis shad)
Lineage: Eukaryota; Metazoa; Chordata; Actinopteri; Clupeiformes; Clupeidae
Gene: il1rl1
Product: interleukin 1 receptor-like 1
Exons: 11
Coding region: 197-1513 (438 amino acids)
Biological process (GO): signal transduction
Source: RefSeq, a predicted model, not a curated record